AUCAGUAACCCAAUUCCCCAUUUCCCUUUCCCUUCCUUCUUCUUCGAGCAAUCAGCAACACCAUCAACAUCUUCACCGCCUUCCUCCUUCUUCUGAAAUUUCGAGUGCCUUCAAGCAAGAUUCAUCAUCUUCUUGUUGAUUCAACCGGUCCUUCUCGUUUUCCUUUUCUCUGGGCAGCAAAAUCAAGUGGCGGUUUUCACCGAACACGAACACCGCUUCUCACGGUGGUUCUACAACCAUUACCGGUGUUCCUUCUUCUUGUAAUUGUUAGUGUAAAUAAACUAAGCGAUGGCUGAGAAUCGUGCGCCUCGUCACGAGAGUUAUGAGACCAAGAAAGAGUCUAAGAGCUCCCAUGAUUCUGAGCGUACGGUUACGUCACAUGAGGCAUCUUAUGCGCGAUCCGAUCAUACCAAGACCUCUACACCUGUCGUUCCAGCUGCCGUCACAGCCGAACAGUUUGAGACUAUGCUAAAGAUGUUCCACGCACAGCAGCAGCAAAACCUUCUUCUGCAACAGCAGGUGCUUCAGUCACUUAACGCCGGAUCUUCAAAGGGUAGUUCUGGGCACGAUUUAGGGGCGUCACAAGCAGAGGGUAUUCAAAGGUUAGCCCCUAAGACGUAUGAUGGCAAGGGUCCUCCUACUAAGCUAGACGACUGGAUCCGGGAGAUGGAGAAGAUAUUCGCGAUAUUGAAGACACCCGAGGAUAUGAGAGUAGAUCUAGCGGUUCAUUACCUGACCGGUGACGCCGAUACUUGGUGGGUCGUACAUAGAGAUGCUCUUCUAUCAGCUCCUUCCGCAGCUACAUCGGAGAACUCUUCUACCGUACCUCCUCUUCCCUGGAGCUUGUUUGUGACAGUGCUUUGCGACGAGUUCUUUCCUCUACAUCUUCAGCGAAGGAUGUUCGAUGAGUACUCUCGAUUUACGCAGGGAACCCAGACCGUUCACCAGUACUACAUUCGAUUUAUGGAAUUAGCUAAGUACGUGGAUGAUAUGAAGAUUGGGGAGAGAUUCAGGGCUCAGAGGUUCUUAUCAGGGUUAAGUCUGGAUAUUUGGGAACGUAUGAGGAACCUGGGGCACGAACAUGUUAGGGAUGUAUAUCACGAUGCCUGUGAGGCUGAAUGCCUAUGGGAUGAGCGGAAGGCCACUCAAGGGCUGAAGCGACGCAGAGAGGACACCCAGGAUAUAUUACAAAACUUUGGGGGUAGACGAUUUCUAACACCUCCACAGUUCAACCGGGAGCCAAGAUCUAGUUUUGGGAGAUCAACCUUGAGCACUCCUCAGAGUAGUAAGAACAUCGAGUGUUACCAUUGCGGAAAGAAGGGUCACAAGAGGGUUGACUGCUACAAGUACAUACGUGAGCAAGGUUUAAGGGGUACACCGCAAGGUCCAGCGCAGAAGCCAACCGGUAGUCAAGCGGGUGUGACUCAGGAUAGAAGACAGGGUCGACCGCAGGCAUCUUUUGGGCGUGGUUCGCAGAGUCAGGGGUCUGUAGUGGGAAGUUCAUCUAGACCAUCUGUCGGCACACCAGUUAGCGGCACCAAGACCACAGGGAAGCUUAUGACUCUCAAGAGAGAUGAAGCAGAGGAUAAACCAGGAGUUAUUACGGGUACGUUCUUAGUCAACAAUAAACCUACAUAUGUUUUAUUUGAUUCGGGAGUAUCUCAUUCUUUUGUUGCAUCUUCGUGUGUAUCAAAGUUGCAUUUGCCUAAUUCGCUUGAGAUAAAUAGUGAGUUUACACAACCAUCGGGCGAGAGAAUCUUAUGUCAGCGAAUGUACAAGGAUAUAGCUUUAGACUUCAUGGGAAUGGAUUUACGUGUAGAUUUGAUAAAGUUUCCUUUAGAUAAUUUUGAUGUUAUCUUGGGUAUGGAUUGGUUGAGGAAGUACAAGGCAAGUAUUGAUUUUUGGAUGAAGAAGGUAGCUAUACGAGGACCUAAAGGGCAGAAAGUGAUUUUUAAGGGUUUUGUGCCAAAGAAUCACACUAAGAUCAUAUCUGUUAUCAAACUGAAAACAUAUUUGAGGAAGAAUUACCCGAUGAUUCUAUGUCACGUAGUAGACACGACGAUGAGCACACCCGAGAUAGGAGAGAUACGUGUAGUACGUGAGUUUGAGGAUGUUUUUCCUUCUGAGAUACCUGGAUUACCACCUCCCAGAGUAGUUGAUUUGACGAUUGAUCUUGUACCGGGCACGAGUCUUAUAUCUAAGGCUCCAUAUCGUAUGGCACCUAGAGAGACAGCAGAGUUAAAGGUGCAACUGCAAGAAUUGUUAGAUAAGGGUUAUAUACACCCAAGCGUGUCUCCUUGGGGCGCACCCGUUCUCUUUGUUAAGAAGAAAGAUGGAUCCUUUAGGUUAUGUGUAGAUUAUUGAGAGCUCAACCGGGCAACUGUGAAGAACAAAUAUCCUCUUCCUAGGAUAGAUGACCUGUUCGAUCAGCUCAGAGGUGCAUCGGUGUUCUCUAAGAUCGAUCUGAGGUCUGGCUAUCAUCAGCU
This is a messenger RNA of Amaranthus tricolor (Joseph's coat), 2486 nucleotides long. RefSeq lists its product as uncharacterized. Gene Ontology annotation, molecular function: zinc ion binding; nucleic acid binding; aspartic-type endopeptidase activity. NCBI's taxonomy places the organism in Eukaryota, Viridiplantae, Streptophyta, Magnoliopsida, Caryophyllales, Amaranthaceae. The record is from RefSeq and is a predicted model, not a curated record. The transcript is spliced from 2 exons. Bases 289 to 2364 code for a protein of 691 amino acids. Gene Ontology annotation, biological process: proteolysis.